Molecule: messenger RNA, 5344 nt
Organism: Trichogramma pretiosum
Lineage: Eukaryota; Metazoa; Arthropoda; Insecta; Hymenoptera; Trichogrammatidae
Gene: Sec24AB
Product: protein transport protein Sec24A
Exons: 3
Coding region: 1324-5247 (1307 amino acids)
Biological process (GO): endoplasmic reticulum to Golgi vesicle-mediated transport; intracellular protein transport; COPII-coated vesicle cargo loading
Cellular component (GO): endoplasmic reticulum exit site; COPII vesicle coat
Molecular function (GO): SNARE binding; zinc ion binding
Source: RefSeq, a predicted model, not a curated record
UAAUCUGCUGCUGCACUGCACACACAAGUUGGCGAGUUUUGCACGGCAGAGGCAUUGCAGGCUGCUGUGCAGUCAGUCAGGUGUCCUCCAUUGGGCAGACAAAAUAAAGGUUAAACUAGCGGAGCCAGUAGUAGUAGUAUAGAUAGAGAUUUGCCGAUUCCGCGAGUCAGUAGUUACAGUGGUGCCUGGUGCGUGGCUGUCUCGUGUCUAUGCGUGCGUGUGUGCGUGUAUAAUAAAAACGCGACGCGCUUUCGGAAGAAUCAGCAGCAGCAGCAGUGGUAGUGGUGCUCUUAUACGCAGUCAGCACGCAGAGCUGGCAGCAGAGGCUAGAUAGCAACGCGUCGGAAUUGGCGUGUAUACUGUACAUACACGUCGUACACAUAGUUGAGAGAUACGAGUCCGACCGUACGGGGGGACACACCUUUUGAGGUUAAAGUUCACUCCCGCGAGCCCACAGUGUAGUUUUAGCGGAGCUCGAGCGAGCAAGUCACAGUCUCUAGCUAGCUCUCGACUCUUGUGUCGUGAAUAAAAGAAAGAAAAAGGCGAAUAAUGAGCAGCAGCAGCGGCAACGAGAGAAAGAAGAAAGUUUGAUAGCUCGUUGAGCCAUAUGCAGCGCACGUAGAUAGAGAGAGAGAAAGAUUUAUAUCGCCUCGUAAUACUAAUUGAUCCAUUAGUAAUUGGUCGCGAUUGACGGCUCGGCCAGCAGUACUACCUCGAUAGAGCCCGCAUUUGAAUAAUAAUACUGCAGUCUGCUUCUGUCUCUCUCUUUCUCUCUUCAUAUACACAUAUACUCGAAUACGAGUCAUCGUCGUAUCAACUUCUUGAUACGUUACAAUUGUGCUGCAUGUUUCUCUAACGUUGUAGUGAACGUGUGUAUCUCGUGUGUAUGUAUACAUGUCUCUAUAUAAUACACACACAAACGCGCACAUAUUGUAUGACUAAGUGUAAACGCAAGAAGAGCCCAGGCAGCAUCGACAACGACUACGAGUGACGACGACUGCUUCCCCGAUACUCACCGAUUUAAUACGUACAUGAGUAGUGGUGCUGUACAAUUGGUGGCGGUGCGCGGCGAUAUACAUGAAUUCCAAUAAAAUUCCUCGCCUCUUCGCUGCCGCCUCCUCCACGUACGAGCGCAAUAAUGCAACUGCUGAUGAUCGUCGUCUCACGUCGUCGACUGCGCGGAUUUUAAUGAAGACCAGCUGUCCUGGCAGAUAACCUCGAGCUUCGUUCAUCUCCGCCGUGCGGCCCCGACCAUACUCUAGACGAUAGUCACAGCAAGAAAGAAGUUUCGCGCCCGGGGAAGGCGAAAAAUCCCGUACAACGAUGAAUCGCGUCGACGAGCAGCCAUCGGCGACGGCAGUUGCGGGUGACGUCGUUGGAGCACAGCUACAGACACAGCCACAGACACAGCCACAGUUACAGCCGCAGCUGCAACCGACGAGUCAACAACAACAACAUCAUCAUUGGCAGGCCACGGCUACGUCCGCGGCAGCGCCGACCGCUCGCAUGUAUCCCCCACCCACCGCAGCAGCGACGACGAUCAACGGCGGCAGUGGUGCAGCGACGAUCGGACAGCAGCAGCAGCAGCAGCGGUCGAUUUUCCCAGUGACCACCGGAUUACUGCCCAGCAAAGUCGGUGGUAGUAGUAGUAGUGUACCCUCGCCCGUCAGUGCCAGCCCAGUGCCGCCAAGCAGCAAUGGGCAAACGACCCCGACGAGUCGGGGCCCACCCCUGCAGCAGCAGCUACAGUCCAAUCUUCGUGCUGGACCCACGAACGUAGCCGCGCCUGCGAAUCAUCAGAGCUACCCACCUCCUCAACAAAGCCAUAUCAACAAUGCCAAUUCCGCCGCUUCGCAGCAGCAGCAGCAGCAGCUACAGUACAAUCAGCAGCCAGCGGCCACGAGGUCGUCGCCGAUGAUCAACAGCAGCCCCGUGCCUCCUCCUCCCACGUCUCAGUACAAUCGUACUGUGCCACCCAUGAUGACGAGCAACGGGCCCUCCUCGACGCCCGCUGCUGCUGCUCCUCCACAGCUUCAACAGCAACAAUUCAACAGCGGGCAUCGGCCGCUCGUGAAUCACGGCAGUCCGAUAUCUUCACCGCUCACGCCCGCGACCAGUGCUUUCCUGCCUUCGAUGCAGCAGCAGCCAAACAGGAGUGCCCAAACGGUGCCAAAUUACGUCAACAGCAGUUCCAUGCCACCGACGUCGACGAUAGGAUCUGUAAAUAGAAGCUCGCCGAUGACGAGUCCACCGCCGAUGAGCGGCAGACCUCCGAUGCCAGCAGCAGCAGCCACGAGCGUAGCUCCUCCACAGGUCAACGCUACGACGCCCUCGUCCCUGCAGCAGCAGCAGCAGCAGAUUAGCAGUAGCAGUAGCAGUAACAAGCCACCGAUGGCCUACAGCUACUCGUCGACACAGCCACAACAACUGCCACCCGCGAAUAAACCGCCGAUGAUGAGUAGUACCCCAUUGACGAGGCCGGAGCAACAGCAAUCGGGCCCACCGCCUCCUCCUUUCGCGAGCAAUAAUAAUUUUGGACCACAGAAUCAUGCCCAGCAUCAUCGUCAUCAGCAGCAUCCGCAUCAUCAUAAUCAGACGUCUCAGGCCAGUAGCGGGCCGAUGCCACCCACGUCCGCGACCAUGUCCAUGAACAGAGGACCGCUGCCGCCGAUGAACACGGCGCAGUCGCAGCAGCAGGCUUACAACAACAGCAACGCGACUCAACAGCUGACUCAUCAGUUUCAGAAUGUCAAUCUUUCGGGACCGAGCGGCCAGCAGCAAGAUUGGAGAAGAGGACCCCCGUCUUCCCAAGGUUACAGUGCGCCUACGUCCAUGCCACCGAUGGGCUAUGCGCCGAAUUCCACGCUCAAUCAGCAGCCACUGGACACGAGACCUCCACCCGGACAGCAACCGUAUCCGGGCAUGCCUCCGACCACCGCUGGUCAUCAAAUGGCGAAUCAGCAAAAUCUGUCGGUCACGCGAGCCGGCUUCAAUCAGAUCUGGGGAAUGGAGGCGGUCGACCUGCUGCAGAGCAGAAACGUCCUGCCGCCCGGCAGGAUCGAGCCACCACCGAUCAAGCUGCACCAGGACCAGCUGGACUCGCUCAACUGCGACCCGGAUCUGUUCAGGUGCACGCUGACGAAGAUUCCCGAUUCCAAUUCGCUGCUGCAGAAGUCGCGGCUGCCGCUGGGCAUCCUCAUACAUCCGUUCAAGGACCUGAAUCACCUGCCGGUGAUCCAGUCGGUGACGAUAGUGCGCUGCCGAUCCUGCCGCACCUACAUCAAUCCGUUCGUCUUCUUCAUGGACUCGAAGCGCUGGCGAUGCAAUCUGUGCUUCAAGAUCAACGAGCUGCCCGAGGAGUUCCUCUACGAUCCGGCGACCAAGGCCUACGGCGAUCCCACCAGGCGGCCCGAGGUGCGCUCCAGCACCAUCGAGUUCAUCGCCCCGGGCGAGUACAUGCUGCGACCGCCGCCGCCCGCCGUCUACAUCUUCAUCCUGGACGUGUCGAAGCUCGCCUGCGACAGCGGCUACCUCAGCGUGGUCUGCAGAAUACUGCAGGAGGAGAUGUCGAAUCUGCCGGGCGACAGUCGGACCCAGAUCGGCAUCAUCGGCGUCAACUCCGCCGUGCACUUCUUCGGCAUGCCCGAGAACGUGUCGCAGCCCCAUCACAUGAUCAUGCUCGACGUCGACGAGGUGUUCCUGCCCUGUCCCGACAAUCUCCUGGUGAAUCUGCGGGAGCGCGCGGAUCUCGUCAAGGAUCUGCUGGCUCUGCUGCCGAACAUGUUCAGCGACGGCUACGACACCGACUGCGCCCUCGGCGCCGCGCUCCAGGCCGCCUACAAGCUGGCCUCGCCCACGGGCGGCCGCGUCACCGUGUUCCAAGUGUGCCUUCCGAACGUCGGGCCGGGCUGCCUCAAGCCCCGCGAGGAUCCGGCCACGCGCACCCAGAAGGACGUGCCGAAUCUCAAUCCGGCCACGGACUUCUACAAGAGGUUCGCCCUGGACUGCAGCGGCCAGCAGAUAGCCGUCGACCUGUUCAUGCUGAACUGCCAGUACACCGAUCUCGCCUCGCUCUCGGGCAUGUGCAAGUUCUCCGGCGGCUGCAUUUACAACCUGCCCCUCUUCCAGGCAGGCAAGCUGCAGCACGUCGAGGCCCUGGACAAGAUGUUCAGGCGCUACCUGAAUCGCAAGAUCGGCCUCGAGGCCGUCAUGAGGAUUCGCUGCACUCGCGGCCUCAGCAUACACGCGUUCCACGGCAACUUCUUCGUGCGCUCCACGGAUCUGCUUAGUCUGCCCAACGUCAAUCCCGACGCCGGCUUCGGCAUGCAGCUGGCCAUCGAGGAAAAUCUCUCGGAGAUGACGUCGGUCUGCUUCCAAGCCGCUCUGUUGUACACGUCGAGCAAGGGCGAGCGCCGGAUACGCGUGCACACGCUCUGCCUGCCCAUCACGAGCUCGCUCUCGGACGUGCUGCACUCGGCCGACCAGCAGUGCAUCGUCGGCCUGCUCUCGAAGAUGGCCGUCGACCGGUCCAUGUCGUCCUCGCUGUCGGACGCGCGCGAGGCCCUCAUCAACGCCUGCGUCGACGCCUUGUCGGCCUACAAGCUGCUCCAGCAGUAUCCGGCCGGCGGACUGAUGGCUCCGAACAAUCUCAAGCUCCUGCCAAUGUACAUAAUAGCUCUGUUAAAGUGCCGGGCCUUCAGAUUCGGACUCAGUACGCGCGUCGACGACCGCGUCUACGCCAUGUGCCAGCUCAAGGCGUUGCCGCUCUGCCAGCUGAUACAGCUGAUCUAUCCGGACCUCUACGCGGUUUACAAUCUCGUCAUGAGUCCCUCGGCCGACACCGACUCCCAGCAGCAAGUGCAGCUGACCACCGACAGGUUGCACCUGUCCGCCGAGAAGCUCGACUCCAGGGACGUGUUCGUGCUCGACGCGCUAGAUCAAAUAUUCAUUUACGUGGGCAAGAACGUGCACCCGUCGUUCUGCUACAAGGCGCUGGGUAUCGCGAGCUUUGCCGCCAUCCCGGAGGAGAUGUACGGAUUGCCGGAACUCGAUACGCCCGAAUCCGUGAGACUUAGGAAUUUCAUUGCUGGCCUACAAGACGAGAAACCUUACAGUGCCACGAUACAGAUAAUCCGUGACGAUGGACACUUCAGGACCCUAUUUACAGAACGACUCAUCGAGGAUAGAUUUGAAAAUGCACUGAGUUAUUAUGAAUUCAUACAGCACGUCAAGUCACAAAUCAAAUAAUCCUUGGAUUACUCAAGAUACAUUCAAUAAAUUAAUACAUUUGUAACCGUAUUUUUCAUUGUAUGGGUGAUGUCGUAAAAAAAAAGAUGCCGCAAUG